ACUUAAUGUUUGCAUAAUUGAGUGCAACAACCUAACAGACAAAAGUAAUUAGCCAUGGAAAGAAACAUUGAGAUAGUUUCCGUGGAGCUCAUUAGACCUCUUUCUCCUACUCCCAAUCACCUUAGAUGCUUCGAAUUUUCUCUUCUGGACCAAAUGGCUGUAGACAUGUCUGUUCCCUUAGCUCUGUUCUAUCCUACUCCCUUAGAUGGCAGCGAAUCAUCAAGAUUACUCCUUUUGAAGAAAUCUUUGUCUGAAAUUCUUGCUCGGUUUUACCCUUUUGCUGGCCGAAUUAAGGAUAACUCAGUUGAAUGCAACGACGAUGGAGUACCCUUUUACGAGGCUUUUGCUCAUAACUAUCGGUUGGAAGAUGUUCUUAGAAAGCCUGCAUAUGUCAACCAAAAGUUCCUCCCAACUACUGUUGAAGAGGGAUCAUUGAUGCCUGAUUCAGCCUUAUAUCCCCUACUUGUUCAAGUCACUAUUUUUGAGUGCGGAGGUAUGGCUAUUGGUAUACGUGCUUCUCACAAAGUUGCUGAUUGUGCCACAUUGUGCACUCUCAUCAAUGCCUGGUCAACAAUUGCUCGAGGUAACAUUGAAGUCGUUGUGCCAGAAUUCGUUGCAGCUGCAAAAUUCUUGCCACCACCAAUUCCCCAUGUUCAACCCAAGCCUAUCAACUUUGACGUACGCAAAAUUCUUUUUGAUAAGAAACUUGUCGCUAAAUUUAUUGCCUUUGAUGCUUCUACUAUAACAUCCCUCAAGGCUAAGGCUGUCAGUGAUUCUGUACAAAUGCCUACUCGCGUUGAAGUUGUAUCAGCUGUGAUAUGGAAAUGUGCCAUGGUUGCUUCAGGGAAUGAGACAAGGUUAUCUAAAUUGGGGCACAAUGUAAAUAUACGAAAGCGUCUUGUCCCUCCAUUACCAAACCAUUGUGUAGGAAACGUUGUUACACCUGCCACAGCACGUAAAGGCGAGAAUGAUGUCUCUGACUUGCCCACUUUGGUCGCUUGUAUAAGAAAAGCAUUAUCAGAAAUAAGUUCCAAAUAUAUGGAUUAUAAACAGAGUCGAGAUGAGGCAAUAUUGGCUAUUCCCUAUGACACCGCAGAGUUCUUUGCAGCACGUUUCCGAGGCGAGAUAGAUACACAUAUUAUUAGUUUGUGUAGCUACCAAUUUUACGAUGUUGAUUUUGGCUGGGGAAAACCUUCAUGGGUAAGUCUAAUUCGAGAUUUUGGCAUAGGUACUGUUGUAUUGAUGGAUUCAAGAGAUAGUGGCGGAGUAGACGCAUGGGUAUACUUGAAAGAUGAAGACAAUAUGUUAGUGUUUGAGCAAGAGCUGCAGCUACUAGCAUUUGGAUCUGCCAAAUAAUUAAAGAGCUUGCUGCAUCAACUUAAAUUGUUAUUGCUUUA
Molecule: messenger RNA, 1397 nt
Organism: Nicotiana tabacum (common tobacco)
Lineage: Eukaryota; Viridiplantae; Streptophyta; Magnoliopsida; Solanales; Solanaceae
Product: epi-neemfruitin B 7-O-acetyltransferse L7AT-like
Source: RefSeq, a predicted model, not a curated record